CGUCCCCGUAUUUUUGUGUGUGACGCGGUAGUCGUGAAGUCGUCCGAUAGGCGGUGCGAGUUCCGAGCUCCGAGCCAGUCCGAGCGGCCCCAGCAUUUGUCUUUACCCCCCGUCGUAAUGCCGUUCACGUCCAAAAUUAGUAAAUAAAGAGAGGAGAUAGCAUGAUGGCAGCGUACGCGAGCCGUGCUGCUUCGUGCUGAUCCCUGACGUCUCGUGAAGAGCGCUCGGCAAAAUGAAGUGGAAACGCGCCAUGCCUCUCGUCAUCGUUCAGGAAAGCCCGAGAAACUUGACCGGCAAGUGAAGAAAGCUCUCUUUUAGAGUGUGUGCGUACGUGUGAAAUUACAGGGCGAUCUCGCUGAUCUCGCUCGCUGGUGGAGCGGUACUUGUUCGAGAACUGCGAGAGAACGGAUGGACGGACGGGCGGACUCAGAUGACACAGGCAAGAGAAAGAGAAUAAUCCACGCUCCAGAGUUCACAUCGUAAGAAAAACGUUGACAAGAUGGUUGUCGGAGAAGCAAGUAUACAUAAUAUAAUGGGAGGAAUGGAGAGCACGGGUGGCGUGCGCCUUCAUAAUCACAAGCGAAAGCUGAAGCAAAGGUUUGACAUCAUAAAGAAAUUAGGGCAGGGUACUUAUGGUAAAGUGCAACUAGGAAUAAACAAGGAGACCGGUCAAGAAGUGGCAAUAAAGACGAUUAAAAAAUGCAAAAUAGAAACAGAGGCUGAUCUAAUCAGAAUACGAAGGGAGAUACAGAUUAUGUCGAGUGUUCAACAUCCGAAUAUCAUUCACAUCUACGAAGUGUUUGAAAACAGAGAGAAGAUGGUGCUGGUAAUGGAGUAUGCAGCCGGGGGAGAACUAUACGAUUAUCUGAGCGAGCGCAAAGUUCUAAGCGAGCACGAGGCCCGCAGAAUAUUCCGUCAAAUAGCUACUGCUGUUUUCUAUUGCCAUAAACACAAAAUCUGUCACAGAGACCUAAAGCUCGAGAACAUUUUGUUGGAUCAAAUAGGAAACGCCAAAAUAGCCGAUUUUGGUCUCUCGAAUGUGUUUGACGAGCAGCGAUUAUUAAACACAUUUUGCGGCAGUCCAUUAUACGCGAGUCCGGAAAUAGUGAAAGGAACUCCUUAUCAUGGACCGGAAGUGGAUUGUUGGAGUCUAGGUGUCUUACUAUACACGUUGGUCUAUGGUGCUAUGCCUUUCGACGGAUCUAACUUCAAACGACUAGUCAAACAGAUCUCACAAUCAGAUUAUUUCGAGCCCAAAAAGCCGUCCCCCGCUUCGCCGCUUAUAAAGGAAAUGCUCACGGUAUGUCCUGGCAGACGUGCCGAUAUCGAGAGAAUCUGCACUCACUGGUGGGUGAACGAAGGUUACGAGCAAAAUUGUCUCGAUAUUGCUGAAGAUUUGGCAGCUCAGACUCCAGUUCGUCUGGAUUUAUUGCUCUCUCUAGUGCCACAGUCGGCCAGCGCCGAGAAAUUAUUAGUGGGGAGCGAUCAGCAGGCAGGCGGAGAUGUCGCUAAUAACAUGUCUUCCGAAACGUUGGUACCUACUAGAUGUCAUUCAGUCGGUAGUUUAAUGGAACUUGAUCGGAAUAGUUCCAACAGGCGAAUAAGGGAGUUCGAAGAGGAGCCGAGGUCUUCCGCGGCCGGAGACACUAAGAGAAAACUGGAGACAACACCGUCGAUGGACGAGACGGCCGCAACAGGCGUGAAAAGGAAAGAAAGAUCCAGAAGAGAGAGGAAAGAAAAAUCAGACGAGAGAGAACCUAGAGCAUACAGGUCUUCAUCAAGGCAUCAUUCGGCUCCAAUUCCAAAUUCUAUAUCGGAAGAGGCAAUGGAGGUGGAACCGGCAGCCAUAGUAACUGUUCCUACAAGUAAAACUGUUGGUUUUGAUAAAAUAGAAGCAGCUAUUUUAGAGCUGCUCGAAGAAUCAAAGGAAAGAUCGCCAAGUAAAGAGAGAAACAAGACUCCGUUAAUAAACGAAUUUCAACAGACGCCAAUAUCUGCAGACAGCGUUCAACAAAUCUGUGAAAUUAAUCAAAAAGCUGGCGAUGAGCAAGACAAAUCGCGACAAAAGUAUACCAAGUCUUUUAAUGAUAGUUUGUACGGAGACGUGGUUGAGAAGACUGCAUUAGAAGACACGAGUAAAGUAGCGAAUGAAAUUGCGUUUGACAAAAGAUCGAGUGAUCUGGAAGCAAAAGUGCCAAAUAAAAGCGACACGACAGCAAGUGUCAGAAAUGAAACAUCCGUGUCGCGAGACGUACAGCAAUUAGAACCAACGGAGAACGAUUUUAAAAAGCUGAAAGAAAAGGUGCUCGCCGAACUCGCAUCAAAUGAAGUGACGAACGCUCCAUCUGCUAAACCCGUCGAACGACGACGUUCCAAAAUAUUUGAGACUGCUGAAAAAUUUAAUCAGCUGUCUUCUACCACGGAAAACGAGAAACCUAAAAAGAUAUUUAUUCCCGGCGUUAAUGUAGGAGGCGCAAAACGAGCUUUCGAACGAAAGGCUAGUCUUUCGUCUGUAACCACACCGCCUCCUACGAAAGCCAGCGCGUCCAAAGUUAUCAUUGAUGUUCCAGUCAAGAAAGGUGAAAAAGAUGAACAGAAACAGGCACUGGGAGAUCAAGAGAGUGUGACUACUGAAGAUAAAUUGGAUAAGCGAGAUGAAGCAAAGAAACGUGCUAUCGAUAUCAUUAGUGGCGCGAUUGGUAAGCCUCCUAUGCAAAAGAAAUUGAACAGCUCACCACCAUUGUCACCUCAGAGCAUGGACUCUAAGAAAUUUGGAUCGAAAAUAGAGGUUGCAUCAAAUGACACACGAUCGGCCACAGUAUUAGUCUGUACACCGAUCGAGAAGUUUGGUUUUGAUGUUAAAUCAGCUGCACCAGAAGCAUCUAUCACUAGUACUUCUGACACAACUAUUAUCGAAAAUUCGCAUUUGGAAGAACCUAAGAUGUCUAGUAGAAUGGAAAUAACGUUAAAGAGUGCAACGUUGCCUAGACGGAAAACAAGUAAAGCUGAAAUUACUUUAUCCGGAGUCAGAUUACCAGAAACUAUAGCGUUCAAGUCCGAGGUAGAAGCCAAGAUUGACGCUUUCCAACCACAGAAAUUGCGCACACAGAAAUCGGAGGUUGCAUUUCCAGUUGCCGCAGCGGUACCUCAUACAAAUAGAAGUUCAAGCUUAGAACCGGAAAGCAGACCUAAAACUUCAAACUUACCGAGAGAAAGAAUUAUACCUAUCCAGGUAGAGGCAGGACUUGAGCGUACACAACAUUCGUCCACACCACCGCCUAAACCACCAAUGUCUCAGAGAUCAAUAUCUCAACGAUCAAAUUCAUUGUCUCGCCAAUCAACCGCCGAUUCAGACACGGACAGCGCUCUUGGUUCAACUGUGGGGCCAGAACCGAUCAGGAAAAGUCCUAGAGAGUACAUAAUUCCUAUUGCGGUAGAAGGUGGCGGUUACGUUACUCCUAGAUCGGGUAGUCUAGAACCAGAGAAUAAAACUGGUACACCGACAAGUACGAACCCAUCGAGAUCGCGAUUUGGUAGAUCAAGAAGGAUGAGUUCUCUUUUAUCGGAUGCUAGCGAAGAUGAGUCUCCCUUCUCUCCGUUGCACGGGGAAGAUUUAUUGCAAAGACAUAUGCAUCGAUUGAGGAGUUCGCGACCGUCCAGGCAAUCAUCCGAACAUGCCGACAGCUUGUCUUCUGGCGAGGAUGACGAUGAUGAUGGUUUCGAGUUAUUGACUGCAGAAAACUUGUUUUCUACAUUGCUGUCCAGGGUGCGAAGUUUGACACAGCGACUCAACGUUGAUGAUAAUCGAUCUGGCGGAUUUCCAAGCAGUAGAUUAUUCGGCCGACUCGGUUCCCAGUCGUCGCAACCGUUUUGGGGUCUUAACAAGCCAUUGUCCAGCUACGAGAGCUAUGUCGAAACACGGACCAUGACUACGCGGCUCUCGGAAUCGCAAUUUAAACAUUCUCUGAAUCGUGACGCGGAUAUAUUUUCCAAGAAAAACUCCAUCAAUACUUCCAAUCCCGGAACUCCAAAUAACCCUGGAUCGCACAACACACCUUCCAGGGAAAAUGUCUUUGAAAUCGGAAACAACACCUUGCCAAGGGAUAAAGUAGAAGAAGUACCCGAAGAAGAAGUGAAAGCGGAAACAACGACGCAAAUCAGGAAAGGGACGCAAGAAUCUCUGGAGCAGAAUUUCACUCCCAGCUUGGCACGCAGAUUGAGCAGGCAAUUUAUUGAGCAAACCCGACAAUCUGUACCACGCUCGCCUUCCUUGGCGCGUGACAGCAACAGAUACUAUCAGUCGCCAACAAGAGAUUUGGCACAGGAUCCGAUAGGCUCAAACGAAGUCGCGAAACAAUAUCCCACAUUUGUGACUUCUAAUCAAAGUGAGUAUAGAGGCAGCUCGCUCGAUCGAGGUAUUAGGAGGACGAACAGCUUGUUGGAGCCGUGCAAGUAUGAUAAAUCAGAAUCACGACGCUCACCGCGAAGGAGCAUCAGUCUGUUUGACGACUAUGACGACGGCUAUUGCAAUGAGAAGCUACUGCCACCUCUACCGAAGCAUGUAAUGACUCUCGGCCGCAAGUUUAAAGAAUCGAUUAGAUCGAAUGUCAUGGAUAAUACGAGACGAGAUAGCUUUUACGGUUACAGGACGGAUAAGAUCCAGGAAGAGCCCGGCGACGACGCAUACCUGUCCUCUUGUAGAGAGAAUAUGGAUAAUGUCGCGGAAAAUGGCUCCAUAUCAGAAAGUGCAACCAUAUCCGUCUACAACUCGAACGCUAAUUCGAUGGAUAACACCGCCAUCACCACCACUACUUCAAGCGUGUCACCCAGAUCCUGCGAGAUCUCACCUACGGAAUCAUCCUCAUCAAAUCUUAGCGGUGACAACAAAUCGAUCGGCAAAUCCGACAUCUCCAAGAGUUUCGAGAACCGAUUGUUAGCCGCAGAGAAUUUAAUCAAGGAGUCAAAAUUGAAAAAUUUGACGUUACAGCAGUUUAAUCCGAACCUCAGUUGCAAUUAUAAGGAAACAGACAAAUGUGACAAGGAGAUCCUGAUGACCAUUUCGGAUCCAUUGUCGUCGUCGACCAACUCUGUCGCGUCCAAGAAACGCAGUUGCAUCCCAAAUCUCAGAUUACGUUCGGGUUUGUUGACCAGAGAGUCGAGCGUAAGCGCGGAUCGUGGAAAGUCGCUCGCCGGCUCAUCCGACGCAUUGACCGGAGGACUUGAGGAAAGAUCAAGCAUUCUAAGCAAACUCUUUAGAGGCAGUGCCGUCGCUACUGGAAAGGAGGCCGAACCAAAGGACAGCAACAAGAGCCAAAAACCAAAACAACAUCGCAUCUCGCGCUUCUUACGGCCGGACUUUUUCGACACGCCGCGAGAGGAGAGCCAGUACGUGAAAGAAAAAGAAGCACUGAAAGCGGCGGAAAACGAGCGCCGAAAGUCGCGAUUUAUAAGGCGAAAAAAUGAGAACAAGGAGCGCAAGGAGGACGAAAAGAUCUGCAAAGAACAGAAAAAUGAGAUAAACGCGCUGCAGAAGGAUAAACUAGAGAAUACCGUCACGGCCUGCUCCUCUUCGUCCUCUUCUUCCUUUGAGAACAAAGAGAGAGCGAAGCUUGAACAAGGCUCGAAAAGCAACUUUCUACAUUCGUUGGAAAAGAAGCUAGAGAGGUUGCGUUCGAACGACGAGGCGACAAAUACGAUUGCAAAGACGACGAUCAACGGCAGCUCGAUCACGCCGAUCUCGGACGAUCUUGGAAAAGAAGAACGGGGAUUUCGUGAGUGUUCCGCUCCGCCCGUUGAGUGCCCAUCCGCGGAAUCGAAUUUGCUUGAGGUGAAGAGGACGCUGAGCGUGGAGGAUCUCUCGCGUCAUGAAGGAUCGAGCAAGGGUGCAAAGAAUGUACCAUCCAAGGGACGAGUGACAUCGGUAUUGGGUCUAUUUAAGACGAACGCAGAUACGAACAAGCGGAACCCGAGCGGUGGCAGCCGGCGUCAAAACGUGAUCAUGAGUAAAUUGAAGAGAAGCCCACCCAAGUGUACCAAGUCGGGUGAACCGUCUUUAGAGGAAGAUGUAGUCGCGACGAGCAAAAUACCGACGAAACACGUUAAACUGACGAAAAAGUUACCGGAAAAUAAGAGAUCACCAGAGAAAGUGGUGAUGAGUGAAUGCAAAAGAUCGCCACCCAAAGAGAAAUCCAAGGAGGAGUCGAUUGCCAAGGAGAAGAAACCAAUUGCUUUUGUGGAAAAGCAAUCCAGGGAACUUAAAAGAAUGUCGGAAAGAGCCGCGCCAAAUUCUUCAGAUUCCUCAGUGUCAUUCGCCGCGGAUAAAAUCAAGCUAGACAAAAUUGACUUACCGAAAAAAUCAUCAGACCAACCGGAAUCUCUACGAAAAGUUAUGGACGACAAGAACACGGAGUCCGUUGUCCGAAGUGGCGAAAAUAAAAAACCGAUUAAAAUCAAAAGGAACGUUAGCUCUCUAAUAAAUAGGAACGAGUCCGUCACGAGGAUCAAUAAAGGCGAGGACGUCGAUAAGAAAACUAAGAAGCUGGUCAAGUCGAAAGAUGAGGAUAAAGAUGAGAUCGACGGUUCUAGGAAGAAAAGAAUAGUGCGCGUCGUGAGGAAAGUCGUCAAGAAAUCGUCCGACAGUUCUGAAAGUAAAUCUGACGAGAAGGGAAAAUUGUUUAAGCCACUAACGAAGAAGAAAAACGUGAUGACAAUGAAAGAGAAGAAGAGUCUUGAAGAUCCGAAUAUCACAACGACAUCGCAAGCCUCAAUCGAAAGAAAUGAUCCUGAUGACGAUCCGACUGCCUGUUCGAAAGAAGCGGAAUCGGAGCAUUUGCAGGCGAAACACAGGCAUGUUGAAUGUGCCUCGGAAAAAACAAAUGCAAAUCAGAUUCAGAGUGACAUUAAGGGAACUCGUGUCGAACUCGUGGAAUCGGAUAAAUUCGAUGUAAAUGUAUCGUCCACCAACGUGGACUCGCAGACUGAUGCCUCCUCCAUGCCUCAAAACCAUCCCCUCGAUUCAAGUUGUCAAAAUCCGUUUGUUCCGGACACCGGCGGGAGUGCUUUGCUCAUGAUAGACUCCUCGAGUUUGAAUAUCUGCCACUCGAAGCAACAACCGUUGGAACAAUAUCGGCCGAAUAGGAGGAAUCUGAAGCUCGACCUAUCCAAAAUACCGCAACACGCAUUUAGACACACGACUCCUAAGAUAGAUUCGCUCGGAUAUAAUUCACCUGCCAGAGAAUAUCCUGUCACAUCUGUCGGAUCACCUAAAACGGAGGACCCUACGGAGGAUCCAGCGAAGAGUGGCUCAGAUAAACUGAUGGAAUGUCUGUCGAAGAUGACGCAUCACGCCAGCAUUACCGGCAACAAGAUAAUCAUCGAUAAGCCGUUGCGAGCGAAGGACGUUGCCGAACUGAAGCGUGAGGUCACCGAAUGUGCCAGAAUCAUAGAAAAUCACAUGGAAUCGCGCGACAAUCGCUCGAGCCAGCGAACCAGCGUUGAGCAGAUAUUCGGGGCCUCGGUACCAGACGAGCCUCAGGAAAUCAUCGCACAAGACAAAUCGAAAGAAAUCAAGCUGAAUCCUUCCGAAUCGGAGAUCGGGGAUGACGUUACAUUAAGGUCUAAAGAAUCAAGGACAUCACCGGACGAUCGCAUCAGUGAGAUAUUCUCGCCUGAAGAGCCAGAGAGUUUUGAUUCCUGGUCAAUCUGCUCGGCCGACUUGAAUCACAAUCGCGGCGAUUUACAUUCGCCGACAUCCCCGUCGUACUCUCUAUUCGUGCGUGGCGCAGACACGCAGAGCUCGGAAUCGGUAAUUGAUCGAAUACGAAGACGCAGUUUCUAUUCGAGAUUCAACGACCGCAAGAGGCCAUCCUUGACGGCGCCGCCACCAGGAGUGAGCAGCGUGACUCUGCCUAGACGGUUCAGUUUCAACAGUUGUAGAGAAAGGGAACGCGACAGAUUAUACAAUUAUGGAGGUCCUAGGCCAAGAGUGAAGGAGAAAAGUUACAUUUUGUAUGGCAACGACGAGACGUCCUUGAGGAAAUCGCCGGUUGAUCGAGAGAGAUACAGCGACGCAUUGACAGUAUCGUCGUACGGCCAUCAGACGGAAGCAAAAACUUUGUUUGAUCAUUACGGUAGUGGCUUGCCGUCUUCCUCACAUGAUUCCCCGAGGAGAUACGUGAGAUCCCCGACGUUGGAUCUUGUUACCUCUCGCGCUAAAUAUCACAGCGCGGACGUCAUCGCGACGCACAACGAUCUCACUGGAGUCUCAUACAAGAGUCCUUUGUCAAGAUCGUUUCUGAGCGACGGCGUGACGGACUCUUGCCACUAUGGCAGGAACACUUUGCCGAAAAAGUACGGUUCUACCAUUAGUGGUUUAGAACCAAAGAGUGUAGAAUAUUACGAGGAGAUUCUCUCACCGAGCAAUCCCGACUGUCUGUCGCCACGCGACACCUGCCGGUCACCAUUAUUGGACGUCUAUUUAAGUAGAUGCGAGAACGAAUGUAAUCACAAUGGUAAUUUGGAUUUGCAACAGUUAACGUUUAACGUUAAUGUCGAUAAACCAACAGUUUACGCGGAUGCGGAGAUUGUUGAAGAGAACAGUAAGCUAAUAGGAUGAACAGAAAAGAAACACAAUACAAUGUUUCAACGAAACCAGAAAUAUGUCUUCGACAACUGUGGACAUUCUAUUGAAUGUAUCUGUUACCAAACGGAAUUGAUUUUAUUCAAAGAGUAAUUUUGUAAAAUAUUUGAUAAUAUGCCGAACGCAUUUUACUACAAUAAUUUUAUAAUACAGGUUCGUGUCUCGCGUUUCUUCAUCUUGGCAAUGAAAUAGUUGCGAUGGCAUUCAAAAUAGCACGAUGACUAUUAUUAAAUCAACAAAUAUAUAUCAUCAUGUUAAAGCGUUUGCUUAAAGUUAUCAAAUACUGUUCUAAGAUCCUUAUUACGCAAUCUAACUUUUUAAAAUCUAACCCCGCGAUGAAUUUCAUUUAAUAUUUGUAUUUUUACAGAAACUUAAUUUUCGUUUUUCAUAUUAUAUAGAAAAUUAAGAAAUAAAAGAUUUUUUAUCGCAAAUUUUCAAGUCUUUCUGCCACCAUCGUAGAGAAAAGAUAAUUGUAUUGACAUCUUUUCUAUAAUUAACUGAAUGCAGAGAAUAAGAGAACACUACGUCUCCGGUAUUUAUAAGAAUAUGAAUUAUAAUAGUUAACAACUGCUCCUAUUGUAAUUAUCGCAGCGAUAAGACAGUCUUACUAUUUAUUUUAUUGGUUCAACUUGUAUACCAAAACGUUGAUUUAAUCAAUUUAAUGCUGCAUGUAAUAGAGAGGUUUUUUUAACGGAAAAGUCUCGAAUCAAUUUUUAUCAGUUUUUUUGUCAUAAUUAUGCUUAUAGUGAGGAUAAAAAUAAUUUGUAAAUACGUGAAUUUUAAAUAUAUUAUUGAUUACCGCAAGAAGAUUAUCUACAUCGUCACAUCAACGUGACGUAAAGCGCAGUAAGCAAUUCUCUCUCUCUCUCUCUCUCUCUCUAUAGAGAGAGAGAGAGAGAGAGAGAGGGUAAGCUAAUAAAAGAAAAAGCACAAAUGGCGCAUUUUAGUUCCUUACGCAGAUAUUGCUUUAUACUAUCGAAUUUUCCUAAUUCUUCCUUCUGUCAUUUCGUAGAUUUAUUUGUAGAAUAAAGAUAUGAAAUAAUAAUAGAGAGAAAGAAAGAGAAAGUGAAAAGCGGGAAGACAUAAAGGAAGAAAUACGAAAGUUUGAUUUAUGUACUUAACAGUUUUUGAUUGACUCGAUUAAAAAUUGUGAAACGAGAAAAGAAUUAUCAAUCGAUAUUACAAGCUUAAAAAUUUGUGAUUUAUCAGCCCCAUAGUCUUCCGCUUGUUAACGUAUGUGUUUUCUAUUGAUAUACAUAUUUUAAAAUAAAUAUCCAUACUCUUGAGAAAAA
Molecule: messenger RNA, 9930 nt
Organism: Monomorium pharaonis (pharaoh ant)
Lineage: Eukaryota; Metazoa; Arthropoda; Insecta; Hymenoptera; Formicidae
Gene: Nuak1
Exons: 14
Coding region: 500-8614 (2704 amino acids)
Biological process (GO): microtubule cytoskeleton organization; protein phosphorylation; intracellular signal transduction
Cellular component (GO): cytoplasm
Molecular function (GO): ATP binding; protein serine/threonine kinase activity; tau-protein kinase activity
Source: RefSeq, a predicted model, not a curated record